Octopus bimaculoides (California two-spot octopus) is the source of this 6661-nucleotide messenger RNA. RefSeq lists its product as uncharacterized. The record is from RefSeq and is a predicted model, not a curated record. NCBI's taxonomy places the organism in Eukaryota, Metazoa, Mollusca, Cephalopoda, Octopoda, Octopodidae.
UAUAAAUGAGUAACAAAGAUGUAUAAGUGUCGAUUCAUUACGGUCGCUGCUUCGAGCGAGUCCUUUAAUUGAUCAAUAAAAGCAUUACUUCAUUACUUAGAGAAAGAUAGAAAUAAAUUUUCCUUUUAUAAAAUAAGUACUAGGCUUACGAAGAAUAAGUCCAAAGUUUACUUUCAACCGUUUAUCUGUGUGUCUGCCUCUCCGACCGUCUCUGUGUAUGUCUGCCCGACCGUCUAUCUGUGUUGUGUAGGUGUGUGCAUGUGUCUGUCUCUCCGACUGUCUACGUGUGUGCCCAUUCGUGUGUCUGUCUGUCUACCAGUUCGACUAUUUGUGUGCGUGUAAGUGGCUGUCUGUACAUCCCCUGUGUAUGUGUUUGUAUGACUGUUUAUUCGAGUGUCUGUCUGUAUAUAUGCAUGUGCGUGUGUAUGUAUGUGAGAGAAUGUGUGAGUUUGACUGUUCGUCUCUCUUCCUCUAUCGCAAAUCAGAGGCAUUGUCAGCAGCAGCAGCAAAUAAGGAAGUAAAUUAAAACUUUUUUCCAUGAAAUUCCAAACGCCACAAUAAAUCAGCUUAGCGAAAAUAACAUUAUAUUUAAAAUGGCGUUUCUGACACUGAUAACGAAAAGUCGUCCCAUUUUCUUUUGCUCCACCCCUCUAGGUAUAAUUUCCAAGAAUUAUUUGCUCUUUGAAAGAAAUCUACCCGCGUCCACUUCUUCGCACUCCAUAUAGAGUUGUGUAGUGACGUCAUAUUGGCGCCAAAAGGCAUAGUCGCCAUUGCUGAAUCCUUAACCACGCAUGCGUGGGUUUCAACAUCUAAGCGUUCCCACUAUUAGUCUGCCUCUUUACCAAGCCUGACAGCGACCAAGCUCCCCCAUUUGAGUGUGACUGAACCAAGUUGUCUCUACAACGACACCAGCUCGAGGAACCGUACAUCUACAUUUCAGGCUACUCUAAAACCGGACAAUUGGAAGCUGUUUUAUUUUCCACCAUACAAUAAAUAUUUGUUGUUGUUGAUCAGUUUGGAGUUUCUGCGUUCAGUUCACUUCUAAUUUAAUAUAGGAAAGUUAGGUGUACAUCUUAAACGAUAAGAACCACAAGCAACUGAGAGCUGAAGUAACACGACUUACAUACAAAUAUACAAAACACGCUACAAGUAUAUAAAUUCCAUCCAGCUCUAUAAAUAGUCUGUCUGCAAACAGUAAUUUAAUUACAAAUGCACAAUUGAACCAAACUAAGAAUGAGGUUACUGAAACUGAAAGACUUCAGAGUUUGAAAUCUAAAUCCACUCAUCUUCUCUAUUCUGGUGUGAAAUUGGUAAAUUGAGAAGUAGACAAAUUUCUCUCCAAAGGAAAGCUGAGACAUAAAAGACAUUAAUCUAAAUCUCACAGAACUCUUGGAUUUAAUGGUUUUGUAGCAGCCACCAAUAAACACAUGCACAAACACUUGCAAGCACACACACAUACAUGUGUAAGUAUAUAUAAAGAAGAGUUAAUACAUCAAAGUUGAGAAAAUGUUGAAGAUUGAAGAAAACCUAAUUCUGGCUAUUGAUAUACCUGCCAAAUCAAAUAAUGAUUUACUAUCUGGUGAUAAAAAUUAUAAGGAAGGGUCAAUUAUUGCCAAAGCAUAUAAUGAAAGGAGCAAGAAGAAAACUGAAGAACGGGAAAUACAGCAAAUUUUUCACAUAAUCACAUGUGGUAAAAUAAUGAUAAAAGGCAACCACAUCCAAAUGUUUUUGGACCUUGUAAAUGAGAAGUCUAAUGACAUAGAACUUAUGGGAUUAGACAAACAUCAGUUUUUAAGAAAUGUCAGGCGUGAAAUGAAAAUCUUUCGGAAAUAUACUAAACAAAACAAUGAUAUGAUUCUGCAAAAUCUUCCUUGGUUUUGUGAACGACUGUUUGACAUUUACGCUAACAGUAAUCCCUACAAGAAUAAGGCCAUUACAUUACCAAAGCCAUUCACAAAAUUUCAUUCUCCUUCUUCUUCUGAAGUUGUGCCAAGGAAAUUAGAGUUUGAGGAAUCUGGUGAAGAUACCCCAAAUAUAAUAUCAAAUAUUGUCACAAUCUAUCAUGGAAUAGUAACCUACUCACCAUAUUUGAUGACCUUACGUUGUAACACAACUGAUGGUAGAAGUAAUACAGUCCACUGUCCUUCACCUAUCACAGACAUUACAAGAAUUGGUAAAGAAACUGUUCUGGUCACAUUGCCAUUUAGGCAAAAACUACUCAUUAUUAACCCCUCAAGUUGUGAAAUGAAAUCUCUGGAUUAUGGUUUCUACAAGAUUUCUUAUUUGAAUCAUUGUAAAUUUGUGGGGCUGGAACUGUUUAGCAAGACAAUCUAUCUUGUGGACUGGGCCAAUGAUACAGUGGAAAAAAUAACUGCCCUCGAAGAGCAGCCUACAGAUAUCAUAGUAGGACCUCAGCAUCACCUCUUAUUAGCAUUUGCUAAUAUAAAUAAAGUUAUCUGCUGCAGUCUUGGUGGCAGGCAGUUAUUUCAGGUAUACACACAGUCAACAGUUAUUCCAACUAGUAUCUCAGCUUAUCGCAAUUAUUUUUAUGUCCUUCAAGGAAACGUCAUUUACAGGAUUUCAUCUAAGGGUGGAGUGUCACAGAGAAAAAUUGCGAUAAAAGCUCAAUAUAUUUGUUGUGGCACAAAUUCUAUUUUCCUGCUUGAUUACUUAGGCAUUGCAUAUACUUUUAAGACAAAUGAUAAUUUUUGGCCAAGUAUGACUUAUCGUCAACAAGCUCAUACACCAACUGUGAAAAACCAAAUUCAUAUUGAUGAUCCCUGUGAGAUUCAAAAUAUUCUGCCUAUGCCAGCCUCUUCUAUAUUACUUCUAUAUAGGAGUCAAGAAGUCAAAUUAUUUAGUGAUAAUGGGCAAGUCAUUCACAGAAGUACAUUAACGUCUAAGUGCCAACCUACUGCCAUCUGUCGAACUGACUCAAACAGAUUUCUUGUCCUUUAUCAAGAAGAUAGAAAACUUCAGUAUAUUGCAUGCCCUGAACUAACUGAAGGUCACUUUAUAGACAUCGAUGCUGAUUACAUUCAAAUAUGUCAUAUGGUAUCAAAUAAGUACUUAGCUCUGACCACUGGUGGAAACGAAGUAGAGGCACAUAUCCUAUUGAUUACAGAGAACAAAAUUGACAUUGUUGACAAAAUUUCACUUAAGCAUGAAGAUGUCAUCAUUGCAGCAACUCCAAUUAAUUUUGUAGUAGCAGACAUGAGAGAAAAUGCACUGGUGUUUUAUUCAAGCUCUGGUGAAGAGCUUUUUGUGAAACAGCUUGAUUUUUACUCUAACCCUCAUCAUAUCUACACUGACAAAUUAUACUUCUACGUUGUCUUCAGGAGAGAGUCUGUGAUAGUAUGUUACAAUAUAAUUGGAGAAAGUAAAUGGCAAUUGAAACUGCCUUCAACUCCUUACUUUCACAUUGAUGUUUUCCAAGGAACUGUAUAUGUAGUGGAUGUUAUGCACAGUAGAAUUCUUCUUUAUAAAUACUAUGACUGGUCCAGUUGUUGUAUACAGUUCAAAAAUCCUUACAUCAAAAAUCUAGAUAUACGACUCAAAGAAAAUAAGAAUAACAAAAUACUCAUUGCCAAAAUGUGCUGGCUUCCAAGUGGGCAGUUUGUGUUGUCCAACUUUAAUAAUGAUCGCUUGUUAUAUGUUUCUAAGGAGGGAGACAUUAUGUCCACAUUAUCUCUGCCAUCUUUAGCUACAGAUAUAUGCCGAUGGGAUUGUAAUCAAAUAGGUGUCACAUUACCUCUAGAGAAACAACUAUGGGUUAUUGGCAAUGUAUCAAAAAGAGUUAGAACUCUAUCAUUAAGCCACCCUUAUAUAUGGGUGCGUAAGCUCGGUGAAGGUCAUACUGCUUGUGUUUGUGACAAACCUUCUCGUUUAGACAUUGUAUCGAUUCAAAACCACAACCAAGGUGAAAUAAUUUCUACAAUCAAUAUACCUUUUGUAAAGUCAUUAGUGAUAGAAAACGAAACACAAAAUGUGUUGGUUGUUACUAAAAAAAAGAUAUUUCUCUACAAACCUAUUACUAGGAGGAGGAGGAGGAGUAGUAGUAGUAGUAGCAGCAGCAGUAGUGGUAGUAGUAGUAGUAGUAGUAGUAAAUUGGUCCCCACUCUUUUACUGCCUCAUAUCAGACCUCCACCCAGUCUCUAUGGUGGAUAUAUUGAUAACAUUUUUGUUUAUCUGAUAGACAACAGCAGUAUGUUUGCUAUAAAUGACUAUAACCUGGUAGUGAGCGAUCACAUUACAAAUAAUCAACUUAACAUGCACAUCGACCUGGUAGAUGUAUUUUCCAGAAACAUCUGUGUCAGUGAAAUGUUGUCCUCUACAUUGCAUCUGGAGGACCAUACAGUUUCUGAUAAAGCUCGACAUAUUUUAAUCCCUCGAUCUGUUGGAGAAAAUGAAUAUAUGGACAUUACUGGUUUUUCAGUUAUUACUGAAAACAACCUGAUUAUACUCUAUGAUAAUGCAAAUAGGAACAUUAAGAUAUUAACAUUUGAUGGUCAACUUCUUGACUCUAUAAAAUUAAAUAUUUUCCCGACAUAUAUGUGUUGCUGGCAGUCAAACACACUGGUUAUUACAACUGGUGAUAAAUACCAACUGUUAACAUUAAAAGUGGAAUUUCCAUUGUCUCUGGUAACUUACCAGACAGAAAAUGAAUAUUAUUGUAUUGCUUCUUUGUCUGACAAUCUACUUGUAUGUUAUGGUUAUACAGAUGGAGAGAAAUAUUUGCUUAUUAUUAAGAUUGAUGAAAUACAGUCAACUGUGUGUGAAAGGAAUAAAAUAGUAACAGGCAUUACUCAAAUAUUAAGGAAAAGUUAUAACAAUGGGAUGUGUGGUAUUGCAGUUACUGCUGAGGACGUCAUCAUACUCAUCAGUGAUGAUUAUAUCAUUUUCUUUAAGCGAAAUGGUGAACUUUUACGUAUGGUACAACAUCACAUAUAUGUCAAGGAAAACUAUAUGACAAUUGAUGAUGCUUUUUUGUACAUUUAUGGAUGUUGGGAUAAAGAAAAUGACUUUCAACGUAGUCGCAUUAUGUGUUUGUUGCAGACUGGUAAAUACAAGAGAAUAUUUUUAAAUAAAAGACAUUACAAACAUGGAAUAAAUUUCUCCAGUAUAAACUGCAAUGGCCCAAGGUUUGUCGGAAACACUGAGAACCGUUUGUAUGUUGAAGGUUUAUUUGAAUUUAAUCGAGAAAGAUUCUCCAUUUGUAAGUUGCUAACAGACCUAUAUCCUGUUGAAGUAAAAGAUCUUGAUAUCUCUUUUGAUGGACAGAUAGUUGUAUGUGAAAAAGCCAAUACUGGCAAUCUUAAAAUAUUUCAGUGUAAUGGGGAGCUGGUAUAUUACAGAGAUAUUGGAACUUUAGUUGGUGGUGUGUGUUAUACAGAAGAAAGAGAUAUAAUGGUCACAGUCCCUUACAGAAAAGAAAUAUUUCAACUGAAGCAACAAGAUUUGGCAAACUAUAAAGUCUGGCAAAGUGAAAUACCUUAUGGAAUAAUAUGCAGAAAAGCAGAAAACACCUACUGGUGUGUACAUAUUAACUUGACUGAAUAUUAUACCAUAGAGAUUGAUGGUGACAAAUUGAACAUUCUGGAAUGCCUGUCAUUAAAGCUUGACUCUGGUCUUCAUUUCCCUCCCGUUACACCUUAUAUGAACAAUGAAAUAUUCAGUAAUGAAUUAAUUAAUACAUUGAAACAUAGCAAAGGAGAUGGGAGGGAAAAAUCAUGUAAAAUAAUUGAUAAAGGUAGAUUAAAAGUGAGAUGUGGUAAUUACAUUGCAGAGACUACGUUAGGAAGCAAUGAAAUAUUAGUGAAGAGAAUGCCACAUAGAACAGCAAUGUUUCCUCUUUCCACUCCUACAGGUAUUGAACUAGAUUAUUAUCAUUACAAUUAUCAGUGCAUCAAAUUAAUUAUGCUACAUGACAAUGUUGCUGUUAUUAUACAAAACCCUACUCUCAUUGUAACCAAUACAACAGGUGACAUACUUCAUCAUACUGUAAUAGAUAAAAAAGCUCAGGAUAUAUGUCGGUGGACAGAUGACUGUUUCAUAGUCCUCUUACAAGAAGAUAAACAACUGAUGUUCUUCAAAAGAGAUCUCUCCCAUUUAAAAACCAUCAACAUUACAAAAGGUUAUGAAAUGAUUUGUAAAAAGAAUGACAAUCAACUUGUGUGUGGUGGUUAUACUUUAGAUAAACGCUCUGGCUGGAAAUUCUACUAUGUCGAUGUAGUUAACAUCCUUGAUGAAACAUGUGAAUACAGUCAUGAAGUAUGGUCUGGGGGAACUGAAUUAAAGAAAAUUUGUGUAACAUCAAGUGAAGAUAUUGUUAUUGUGCAGAAACCCAAAUGGAGUUAUGUUGUUGCAUGUUGGUACAGAGAAGGUUUGGUUUGGAGUUUAGAAAUAAAUUUGAAUAUUCAUGAUGAGAGAAUUCAUCUAUCAGCACAUGGUGAAUAUAUAUAUAUAACAGAUUUGUCUAACAAUAUACACCAAAUAGCUAGAGAUGGUGAACAACAGUUAUUCCUCAGCAGUGAUGAUAGUGAACUCCACACAGUUCUUGGUAUUGAUAUUUCGGCUGAUUUUUUCAUGAUUUUUGGACCUGUUUCAGGACUUCACUCUUAUUGUUUCUUACAUUAUGAAAGAUAAACAUUUUUAUAACUAC